This is a messenger RNA of Prunus armeniaca (apricot), 1380 nucleotides long. The record is from the annotation of a GenBank genome assembly. Lineage: Eukaryota; Viridiplantae; Streptophyta; Magnoliopsida; Rosales; Rosaceae.
AUGGAUUCUGGAGAAAAACGUCUCAAUGAGCUUGGAUACAAGCAAGAACUCAGAAGGGAAAUGACUCUGUUCAAGACAAUGGCAAUAACAUUUUCAUGCAUAUCUGCAUUCAGUGGGACACCUCUGUAUGGCCAAAGCUUGCGUUAUGCAGGUCCUGCAACCUUAGUAUGGGGGUGGGUUGUUGUUAGUUUCUUCACUUGGUUUGUUGCAAUCGCCAUGGCGGAGAUUUGCUCCUCUUUCCCGGCAUAUUCUGGAUCACAAGCAUUGCAGAUGAUCAUUCUUUUAGCCACAGGAACAAACAAGGGUGGAGGCUAUUUUGCAUCUAAGGGGCCACGUCGUCCAAGCAUGGGGUUUUAUCUCAUAAGGCCAUCCGUUUACGGACACUGUCUCUUCUCCAAUGUAGUUGGUGGCUUGCUUGUGAUUGUUAUGCUUCCUCUGGUGGCCCAGUCAACACAGCCAGCUUCUUAUGUGUUCACUCACUUUGAAACAUCUCCUGAGUCAACUGGAGUCUCUAGCAUACCUUAUGCAGUGAUUUUAUCAGUGCUUCUGAGCAUAUACUCUCUAUUCGGCUACGACGCUGCAGCUCAUCUUACUGAGGAGACAAAAGGCGCAGACAGAACUGGUCCAAAAGCUAUUCUAUCUAGUCUUGGUAUCAUAUCAGUUUUUGGCUGGGCUUAUUACUUGUCUCUAACUUUCAGCAUCAGGGAUCUGGAGUAUUUAUACAAUGCAGACAAUGAGACUGCUGGUGCACUUGUACCAGCACAGAUUAUAUAUGAUGCAUUCUAUGGGAGGUUCCAAAAUUCAACUGGAGCUGUGGUUUUCCUGUGUAUCAUCUGGGGUUCCUACUUCUUUUGUGGCUUGUCUACUACCACCACCGCUGCCCGAGUAGUUUAUGCUCUAUCAAGGGAUAACGGUAUCCCAUUUUCACCAAUCUGGAGGAAAUUGCACCCGAGGACCAAGGUUCCAACAAAUGCAGUGUGGCUUUGCGCAGCCAUUGGUUUGCUGCUUGGACUGCCCAUCUUGAAACUUGAUGUAGUAUUCACAGCCUUCAUUUCAGUUAGUACAAUUGGCUGGGUGGGUAGUUAUGCAGUGCCAAUUUUUGCUAGGCUGGUGAUGGCUGAAGAGAACUUCAAACCAGGACCCUUUUAUUUGGGUAGAGCAAGCAGGCCAGUUUGCUUGGUGGCCUUCCUGUGGAUAUGCUAUGCCUGUUCAGCCUUUCUAUUGCCAACUUUCUACCCUCUUGGAUGGAAAACCUUCAAUUAUGCACCAGUAGCUGUCAGUGUUGUUUUGACAGUGGUAAUGCUUUGGUGGGCUUUGGAUGCAAGGAAUUGGUUCAAGGGACCUGUAAGAAACAUUGAUGUACAAAACGAAAACUAUUAG